UAUCAAAGCCAUUUUUAUUAGCAAAGCAGUCACCCCAGAACCUCAACACAAAUGCGAGGAAGCAUAUUCCAGCCAAGGCCCUAUCUUCUUCUCAGCCAUACCAGGUUAAGGCACGUGUUUCGUUCUUUUGCCAAACUAAACACCUUCGACCCAUUCGAAAAUGAGAGCCAAGAGGGAAAAGGAGGGAAGGAUGCGGAGGCGGAAGAGGAGCCUUUGUACCUGCACAGGAGCAGGGGCCAGCACUUGCUCACCAACCAACGCGUGCUGGACGCCAUUGUGGGCAAGGCUGGGGUGGAGCGGACCGACACGGUGCUGGAGAUAGGGCCGGGCACUGGUAACCUCACCCUCACCCUCCUCCACCACGUACGCCAUGUCAUCGCGGUCGAGAUCGACCAGCGCAUGAUACGUGCGCUCAACUCACGUGCCUCUAUGCUAGGCCUUGCUCAUCAGUUAACAGUCAUAUCUGGAGAUGCACUAAAGACCCAAUUCCCACCCUUCGAUCUCUGUGUGGCCAACAUCCCCUACGGUAUAUCAUCCCCUCUUAUCGCCAAGUUACUCUUUGACCAAACCAUCACACCCUUUCGAAAUGCCACUCUUCUCCUUCAAAAAGAGUUUGCAUCUCGACUUCUUGCUCGACCCGGAGAUUCGGCCUUUAACCGCCUCGCUGUUAACGUUCAACUGGUGGCACACGUUCAACACUUAAUGGGUGUGAGCAAACGUGACUUCGUUCCCUGUCCUAAGGUCGACUCCUCGCUUGUGAAGAUUGUUCCAAAUUCUGUUAAACCAAAUGUAGAUUUGAAGGAGUGGUGGGCGUUUACUAGAACUUGUUUCUGCAAGAAGAAUAAGACAUUGGGUGCAAUUUUCAGGCAAAAGAAGAAGGUUUUGGAGCUUAUGAAGAGGAGGAGCAUGGUUAGGAAAGGUGGGAAUGAUGAGUGUGGUUUUGUUUUUGAGGAUGAUGAGAGUGAGGAUGAUGGGGAGGAGGGGGAGGGGGUGGAGGUGAAGGGUGGGGAAGUGAGCGAGUUCAAGGAGAAGGUAUUGAGUGUGCUAAAAGAUGGGGGUUAUGAGGACAAGAGGCCUUCCAAGCUUUCCAUUGAUCAGUUUCUGCAUCUUUUGACUAUGUUUAAUAAUGGUGGGAUACGUUUUCAUGCUCGAUAUUUUGAAGCUCACUGAACCAACUGCAAUGGAAGGUGGGUCACUAGGAGUGGCCUAGGAAAAGGUAUCCUUGUCUAAAAUAAGCCAAUUAAAAUGGUUCUGUAAAAGAGAGGCCACUCAUAUGAAUUGUUGCAUUUAUUAUCUCAUGAGUAUCACGUUUAGUUCCUUUUUUGUUUCUUCAACAAGGUCUUUUGGGAAGAUAUCUGCAGAAAACCAAGGUUACAAAACA
Messenger RNA from Amborella trichopoda, 1381 nucleotides. RefSeq names its product ribosomal RNA small subunit methyltransferase, mitochondrial. The record is from RefSeq and is a predicted model, not a curated record. Lineage: Eukaryota; Viridiplantae; Streptophyta; Magnoliopsida; Amborellales; Amborellaceae. Gene Ontology annotation, cellular component: mitochondrion. Gene Ontology annotation, molecular function: rRNA (adenine-N6,N6-)-dimethyltransferase activity. Gene Ontology annotation, biological process: rRNA methylation.